Messenger RNA from Impatiens glandulifera, 591 nucleotides. RefSeq names its product ring-infected erythrocyte surface antigen-like. Lineage: Eukaryota; Viridiplantae; Streptophyta; Magnoliopsida; Ericales; Balsaminaceae. Bases 1 to 591 code for a protein of 196 amino acids. The record is from RefSeq and is a predicted model, not a curated record. The transcript has 5 exons.
AUGGAGAAUGAGGAAGAUUUUGAGGUGAAUGAGCAAGAUUUGGAUAAGGUGAAUGUGUAUAUUGAGCAUUGGAAUGAUGAUAAAUUUGAGGAUGGAGAGAAAAACAAUGUUGGGCCUGAAGAGGAGAAGACAGAUGAAGAUCGUGAUUUGUUGACUGAUAAUAAUAUUGAGGAUGCGGAGAAAGACGAUGUUGGGCCUCUGGAGGAGAAGAAAGAUGGAGAUCGUUAUUUGUUGACUGAUCAUAAUAUUGAGGUAUGCAUUUCUUGCAUUUGGCAUAUUUCUUGCAUUUGGCAUAUUUCUCGCAUGGAGAAAGACAAUGUUGGGAAUGUUGAGGAGGCUGAUGUGGUUGAUGGGAAAUCCAAUGUUGGGAAUGUUGAGGAAGCUGAUGUUCUUGUGGAGGAGAAGGUGGAAAAGAAUGUGGAAGAGAAUGUAAAGGAGAAUGUGGAAGAGAAUGUGGAGGAGAAUGUGGAGGAGAAUGUGGAGGAGAAGGUGGAAGAGAAGGUGGACGAUGAUUUCAUUGUGAAGAAGGGGAAGAAGGUGGUGCAGAAGAAGGUGGACGAUCAUUUCGUUGUGGGGAAGAAGGAAGAGUAG